This is a messenger RNA of Neltuma alba, 2395 nucleotides long. Its product is annotated as SNW/SKI-interacting protein A-like. NCBI's taxonomy places the organism in Eukaryota, Viridiplantae, Streptophyta, Magnoliopsida, Fabales, Fabaceae. The coding region runs from base 239 to 2041 and encodes 600 amino acids. The transcript has 2 exons. The record is from RefSeq and is a predicted model, not a curated record. Gene Ontology annotation, cellular component: spliceosomal complex. Gene Ontology annotation, biological process: mRNA splicing, via spliceosome.
UCUUGGCUCCCGAGAGAAACUUUCCCUCUGACGGAAGUAAAACGCGCAUCGAGCGCCACCGCCACCUAUAAUUAUCUUGCUCUCCCCUUUUUAUUCCCUGGCCUGAACGCUCCGUCAUCCUGAAUCCAGCAGAGCUUUCGUUGCUUUACCCUGUUUGUUUUCGUUGUUCGAUCAUCUCCGCCGAAUCUCCGUUCGAAUCAGGUCCUGAUUUCCCCUAGGGCGUGAAAUACUUAUCAUUAUGGCGGCCUUGAAAGACCUUCUUCCCCCAGCGAAAUCAACAUCAACCUCAUUUUAUGACCACAGUAGUGAUCCAUGGUUCAAGCAGAGAUUUAGCACAUCGGAGGCUGAGAAAUCCACGGUAAUUCAGCAUAAGCCUGUCCCUCCAUAUUUAAAGCGUGCAGGUUUUGUUCCUAGAAAGGUAGAGGAUUUUGGGGAUGGGGGAGCAUUUCCUGAGAUCCACAUUGCACAGUACCCCCUUGACAUGGGGAGGGAUAAAUCAUCAAAACCGGGGUCAAAGAUUCUUCCUGUGACAGUUGAUGCCCAUGGGAAUGUAGCAUACGAUGCAAUAGUCAAGCAGAAUGAAAAUGCUAAAAAAAUUGUAUAUUCACAACAGAAAGACCUGGUACCAAAAUUCUUGAAGAAUGAUGAAGAAGAUGAUAUGGAUGAUGAGGAGAAGGAAAAGGAGAUUGAAGAAACGACACAGGAAACGAAAGCUGCACUUGAGAAGAUAGUUAAUGUGAGAUUGAGUGCUGCACAGCCAAAGAAUGUGCCCAAACAGUCAUCUGACGCAAAGUUUAUCAAGUAUAAGCCUUCGCAACAAUCUGGAGCAUUCAAUUCUGGGGCAAAGGAAAGGAUUAUUAGGAUGGUUGAGAUGCCUGUGGAUCCACUUGAACCUCCCAAGUUUAAGCAUAAGCGAGUUCCAAAAGCUUCUGGCUCUCCCCCUGUGCCAGUGAUGCAUUCACCUCCUAGGCCUGUCACUGUGAAAGAUCAGCAAGAUUGGAAGAUACCCCCUUGUAUUUCAAAUUGGAAGAAUCCUAAAGGUUACACAAUUCCUCUUGACAAGCGUCUUGCGGCUGAUGGGAGAGGCCUUCAAGAUGUUCAGAUUAAUGAUAAUUUUGCAAAGCUUUCAGAAGCAUUGUAUGUUGCAGAGCAGAAGGCUAGAGAAGCAGUUGCUAUGAGGUCCAAGGUUCAGAAAGAGAUGCUUUUGAAGGAGAAGGAACGGAAAGAGCAGGAGCUGAGAGCUUUGGCUCAGAAAGCACGCUCAGAGAGAACUGGUGUGGCACCUCCAGCUGCUGUUGCCAUUCCUUCUGAAAAGAGCAGCAUGGAAGAUGCUGAUAUGAGAGUUGAUUAUGAGCAUUCACGGGAAAGGGAGAAGAGUUACCCCAAGGAGACAAGGGAGGAAAGGGAGGAACGACUGCAACGGGAAAAAAUUCGUGAGGAACGACGACGAGAGAGAGAAAGAGAGAGAAGAUUAGAGGCUAAGGAUGCAGCAAUGGGGAAGAAAAGCAAGAUUACAAGAGAUAGGGAUCGUGAUAUUAGUGAGAAAGUUGCUCUUGGCAUGGCUUCUACGAAGGCAGGGACAGAAGUUAUGUAUGAUGAAAGGCUAUUCAACCAGGAUAAAGGAAUAUCUUCUGGGUUUGCCACUGAUGAUCAGUAUAAUGUUUAUGAGUCUGGCUUGUUUACUGCUCAGCCAACACUCUCAACCUUGUACAGGCCGAAGAAAGAUGUGGAUUCUGAUGCUUAUGGAGGUGCGGAUGAGCAACUGGAGAAGAUUAUGAAGACUGAUCGCUUUAAACCUGAUAAAGGAUUUGCCGGUACUUCUGAAAGGACAGGUCCAAGGGAUAGGCCGGUUGAAUUUGAAAAUGAAGAAGCUGAUCCAUUUGGUCUGGAUCAGUUCUUGACAGAAGUGAAGAAGGGUAAGAAAGCCAUGGAAAAAGUGGGUAGUGGAGGAACUAUGAGAGCAAGUGGCGGUUCUUCAAUGCGUGAUGGUCAUGAGGGAGGUUCUGGUAGGACUCGUAUUGGAUUUGAAAGAGGGCAUUGAUUGGUCUGUUGCUAUUCAUUUCACAGUUCUCUCUUCUCAUGCAAACUUUGUCUCCAGAGGUUUCCAUCAUGGUGGCUUAUUGGAUGAAAACCGGUUGUGGAUGGAUAUCCUAUAAGCUGUUUACAACUCAGCUUUGUGUUUGACGCCUUCUAGUAAUCGAAAUGAACUAGCCUUUUUGUAUCUUGUUUGUAAACUACUUGACUGCUACAGCAGAGGACUUAAUUUACUGCCCGCUUAGAACGAAUGGAAUGAGUCUUGUUAUUUUAUUUCCCUGGAAUCAUGUUUUUAAAUGUUGUCCUUGUGUUUUUUGUAUGCUGCUGGAGUGGUGGGUCUUGGAGAAUUGGAAGUUUUAAA